This is a messenger RNA of Gadus chalcogrammus (walleye pollock), 4546 nucleotides long. RefSeq names its product von Willebrand factor A domain-containing protein 7-like. Bases 266 to 3223 code for a protein of 985 amino acids. The transcript is spliced from 18 exons. Lineage: Eukaryota; Metazoa; Chordata; Actinopteri; Gadiformes; Gadidae. The record is from RefSeq and is a predicted model, not a curated record.
CACCUCUUGAACGGACAGGUCUGGGUUGGUCCGUUCCUCGGACACUUAAAAUACAUUACGGUGACAGGACCAAAUCAGCACCACAGAAGAAGAACUUCAAGGUGUAGCCACUCUAGCUCGUUGCGCCUGGUUAACACAGCCGUUCAGAUCCCGAAAGGCCAACGGAUCUCCCGCCUGGAUAGUUUCGGAAAUCCCCCGAACGGGACACUGUGUAUCUUCCACUCAGGGCUCUCUCCGUCUCCAGCCCACCUCCUCCUCCUUCAUCAUGACCUCCACACACACAUGCUCCCUUAUUCCCCCCCUGGUGUUCUUCUCCUUCCUGUGGUCCUCAGCGCUCUGCUUCCAGCCUCUCUUCUCUUUGGUGGGAGAUUCCUCCACUCACCUUGAGAUCACACAGAGGGCGUUGCUCUACAAGUCAGCCGAGGUGUGCCGGGCGUUGGCCUCCGCAGAGGGCCGAGACUUCAGCCUGACGAUAGACGACAGCUUGACGAGCUCCGAGGUGCAGCGGGCGUGCUCCACGAGCGGAUCCACGCUCCUCUCGACCGUCAUGUUCCAGACGGCCAUCACCAACAUAUACCUGAGCAAUGCCGCAAUAGACGUGGCGCUGGCGCUGGACGAAAGGGUCCACUUCGACGACGAGGAGUUCCAGGGAGGACGUGAUGUCAUAACAGCAGGCGUGUCUGCGGUGAAGGCCAGCGUGAAGCUGGAGAACUUUGUGGCUGGAAGGCUCAACCUGGGAUUCGUCUGUCACACACUUCAGGACUUCUACAGCCACAGUAACUGGGUAGAGCUGGGGAACAAAGCCCCGUACAGCACCCUCAUCAGGCCAGACCAACAGCUGGAAAACCUGGCAGGCUCGAGUGUCCCGACCUGUCGGAGCUGCAUCGACGGGGACUGCACCGACAACAUCCUGCCAGACGUUCUGCAACAGGGACUCCUCACAUCUGGCUACUUCAACCUGUUCUCCUCAGCCAAGCCAGCAGGUAAGUGCAGCCAUGGUGGGGCGUUCGACAAGACCAGCCUGCGGGACCCGGUGGGCGGGAUCAGCAAGGAUGACCCCGGAUCCCCCCACGGGGCCCUGCACCACCAGGCCGCCGCCCUGGCCGUCAACGCCACCAUAGAGCUGCUGGAGGACAUCCGAUUGGCGGUGGGGGACAAGAACUUCCUGCGGUUGAUGGGCCUCUCCCAGUCUUCUGUGCUGUGCUUCGUCAUCGACACCACAGGCAGCAUGAGGGAUGACAUCGCCGAGGCCAAGCGUGUGUCCUUCUCCAUCAUAGACAGCAAGAGAGGAACACAGGAGGAACCCUCAGCCUACAUCCUGGUCCCCUUCAACGAUCCAGGUUUUGGCCCGUUGCUCAUCACAACAGAUGCAGAUGUGUUCAAAGCAAACAUCAACCGGCUGACAGCAUCUGGAGGAGGAGAUAUACCAGAACUCUGCCUUUCCGGACUGCAGCUGGCCCUGGCGGCAGCUCCUCCCUCCUCUGAGAUCUUCGUCUUCACUGACGCUCCUGCAAAAGACGCACACCUAAAAGGUGCCAUCACUGCCCUCAUAGAGAGCUCCAAGUCUGUGGUGACCUUCAUGUUAACAGAUGUAACGGCCAGUCGACGGCGCCGCCGUGAGGCUCAGGGAGGGACUCUGCGGGUCAUGAGUCAAUUAGAUGCCCAGCUGUACCGGGAGUUGGCUCAGGCCUCUGGAGGACAGGCCAUAGAGGUCACCAAGUCAGACCUGACCCUGGCCACUAGCGUCAUAGAAGACUCUUCAGCCCCCGCUGUGGUCACGCUGAUCCAGGCUAUAAGGAAGCCAGGGAAGCCAGACACCUUCAGCUUCCAGGUGGACGGAUCCAUGAGAAACCUAACUGCCUAUAUCACAGGAGCUGCUUCCCUCACCUUUAACCUCACAAGCUCCUCAGGUACCUCCCAGGGCUCCAGCCAGCCCAGCGGCCCAUUGGGAACCUUCUCCACCGUGGGCAACCUGAGACGCUUCAGCCUCCACACUGACAAUCAGACGGGAUUAUGGGAGAUAUCGGUUAAUUCCAAUGAUCCCUACUCGCUCAAAGUCACUGGUCAAAGUUCAGUGAACUUCAUCUUUAACCUGAUGGAGGUGCAUGAGGGAGGCCACAGGGGCUACAGUCUGAAAGAGGGCCGCCCACUCACAGGAGGCAAUGCUAGCCUACUAGUGACAGUGACAGGAAGUGACGCCGCAAAGCUCACUGAGGUCACUCUGGUUGAAGGCUCAGGGUCACGCCAGGUCAAUGGAUCAAUUCGGGCGCUGGGCAACAGUAACUACCUGGUCACCUUCCCCAACGUGCCAGAGGGGGAGUUUUCGGUGCGUCUGAGGGGUGAAGAGAGUGCCAGCACCCCCUCAAGAUCCACGUCAGCCCCCGGCACCUUCCAACGCCAGGCCAACACCCAGAUCAAGACUUCCAGCAUCUCCGUCUCGGUCCAAGCCAACGCCACCUCAGUAGAACCGGGCUCCACCAUCUCAGUCCCCUUCACCGUCUCCUCCACCGCCGACGGGGUGGUCAACGCCAGCGCGACCGGCACGUACUCUGUGCGCGUCAGCAACGACCAAGGUUACACCAGCACGGCGCCUGCCACCGUAACCCUGGGCGACGGGGGAACAGCCAACGGCACGGUGGAGCUGAUGGUGCCAGGGACCGCGGCGAGCGGGAGCGCCGUGACGCUGACUGUGGAAGCAGCUAAGGACGCCGACGUCAACUACGCUGUGCUGAGGCUCGCAUUGGCUGCCAAGGUGACGGAUGUCUCGGGGCCCGUGUGUCAGAUGAUCUCCAUAUCAGACGCAUGUCCCUCCAGCUCCGCCCUCUGUAGCUCCGCCCAGUGGCAGUUCUCCGCCCAGUUGACAGAUGGGGCAAACGGUACCGGCAUUGACUCGGUCUCCGUCCGCCAGGGGAACGGGACGCUAAACACCAGCCAGCAGGUUGGAGCGGCCGGAGAGAACGUCACCAUGGUUACCUUCAGUGCCUCCUGCUGUGCGCAAACAGUAGAGCUGGUAGCUGUGGACCAGGCGGGGAACGUGGGCACUUGCAGGGGACAAGCGAAAAUCGAACAGCCCACCACGCUGGCGCCGCCGCCGGGCAUCACUACUGCCAGUGCAGUUCAAACAACGUCCACCUGGUGGCCUAUGACGUCCACCGGGUGUCCACCUCUGACUAUGUCUUCGUUUCUGUGGAUUGGUGUCGCCGUCUCCCUCCUCUCGCUUUGAAUUGGGUUAAACGGUUACAUUUUUGGGGCUGUAGGCCUACUGGAUUUUAUCUAAAGAAAAUACUAUUAAGUUUGAUCACCCCUUCACUGAACAUAGUCUUCUGUCCUCUGCUAUGUGCCAUUUAUGUUAGACUCUACUUUUUCUAUUAAUCCUAAUAUGUCCUCUUUCCUCCUCACCCCUCCUUCCAUGGACCUCCCCUUUACUCAGGGAGGUCAUCUCCUCCCUGGUUGUCGUGGAUAACCGCCUUAUAAUAAUCCCAUUAUAAUAUAACCAAUCAGAGACAGCCUAAUUAAAAUCAGUUACAUAUAACCAUUCAGAGACACCUAAAUUAUAAUAGUUUCAAAAUAUAACUAAUCAGAGUCAAAGAAGUUAUAAUAGUCGUUUUAUAAUCUCACCGAUCAGAGGUAACCACAUUAUAAUAGUUCCAUGAUAUAACAAGAGGCAACAACGUUUAUAAUUAUCUCAUUAUAUUAUGACCAAUAAUAAUAAGAAACCAAUAACCACCAGUUACUGUAUAAUUUAUGCAAUGAAGUAGGCUACUUUGUACAGGUUUUACUGUUCGGAAUGUCAUGUUUUGUCUUUAUUAUGGUUAGUGUUUUUUUCUCCCCCUGUCCAUCAGAUGUUAACGUUCCAUCUCGCUUCGCAGUUCCUGUCACUCCCGUCUGCAAUCACUUAAUUUCCCUCACCUGAGCUUUUCCUGGCAAUCUUUCCACCUACACCUCAUUCCUCCAUUAGUCUCUCCCUUUCACCUGUUCUGUUGGUUCUUCGUUUUUGUCAUGCCCCUUGUUCCUCUUGGUUUCUAAAUUGUACGGUUUUAUUUUGUCUUUUCAUGAAAUGGAGAUCCCGUAUCUUUAUUAAAGGCUCUUUUUUGUUCAGUUUUCUGAGUUGUCUGCAAUUGUAUUCUAUCCUUCCUUCUUGUACAUGCUGGCCCGCCAUCACUUGACCGGCUGGUGUGCAUGGUUGGUUUAAAGCAGGAAAGUGCCCAGGCAACACCUGGCACAUUGCUUGUACUGUGAUGUACAUAAAUUGACCGUGGUUCUCUUUAUUUCAUAAUAUGCAAAAGGAGUGGAUGCUUUUAUUAGUAGGCUAUUCAGCUUCAGACUGUUGGCCGACACACUUUACAGUGGGUCUACAUUAUGGGGUAAAAACGGACCAUGAGAAUGUAAUUUUAAGAGCAGAACAAACCGAAAUAUUUGACGGUAUUUUUAAAUUGGUUUUGUAAGGAUAGCAAUAUACUGCCACCUUGUGGUUUUUGCCUAAAUUCGCUAUUUGAAGGCGGGCGUUACCUGUCUGGAUGAUUGACACCUAAAUGUGUUGCCCCAU